Molecule: messenger RNA, 839 nt
Organism: Camelina sativa (false flax)
Lineage: Eukaryota; Viridiplantae; Streptophyta; Magnoliopsida; Brassicales; Brassicaceae
Biological process (GO): tRNA dihydrouridine synthesis
Cellular component (GO): cytoplasm
Molecular function (GO): tRNA dihydrouridine synthase activity
Source: RefSeq, a predicted model, not a curated record
CCUUGGAUGAUCUAGCAUAAUUAAGUUAAUUUCUUACUUAGUAUGCUUUUUUACUUACUAAUUAAGAAAACCAUCCGCGAGAAAGUUAAGGAGUUAUAGUGGCUAGCUGAAGUAUCAUAGCAGUUUGGUUAUGUUUUAAGUCUAAUUAAUGUUGUUGUUUGUAGAUGUUUCGGAAUGGGUGCUGCUUUGUUACCUCCCAUGUACGAAAAAAGCUGAUUUUGGCAACACUUAAGAGGAACUUAGAUGUGCCGGUUACUUGCAAGAUUCGAUUAUUAAAAUCACCAGCAGAUACUGUUGAAUUGGCUAGGAGAAUCGAGAAACUUGGUGUACCAGCUUUUUUCGUACAUGGGAGGAAAAUUGCAGACAGGCCAAGAGAUCCAGCUAAAUGGGAUGAACAUUUCAGAUGUUGUGGCAGCUUUAUCCAUUCCUGUCAUUGCAAAUGGCGAUGCGUCAGUGAUGGUUGCAAGAGGGGCAAGGUGGAAUGCUUCAGUUUUCUCUCCAAAAGGAAAAUCACACUGGGAAGAUGUGAAAAAGAAAUACCUUAGAAAGAGCAUCUUGUGGAAUAACGAUGUUAAGAGCACAAAAUACACGAUAAAGGAGAUGAUAGCGCAUCAUUCAUGUCUUGAACCACCCGAAGGGAAGUCUAUCAACAAAGCAGACACUUUAGAAGAUCUACCGUAAGUCAUUCUUGAUUAGUCUUGAUUUAUACUACUGACACAAACUAGAGAACGUAUCUGAUAUAACCAAACCGAACUGUAAUCCAACUGGUUCAGCUUCAAGUCUAAUGUUGUUUGUUGGGUGUGGAUAGUUCAGGCGUGUUUACGAGUUGGUGAUUACUA